AUGACAGGAUGAAGAAAUAAAACAAAACUUAAACUUGAUCAUCUGCCAAGAACGUACUUGAAUUUUGAGAAUCAUGGACUACCUUACCUUUUUUAUUUUGUUUGUUACAUCAUUGGUUUUGAUACCUUCUAAUGGAGUGGAUGAAAAAGUAAUGCCUUUAAUCUCAAAAUUACUGCUCCAAGUAAAUGAGUUAGAAGAAAGAAUGAAAAUGCAUGAAAGUAUUAUCAAGGAUCAGGAGCUAGCUAUUCUUAGAUUAGUUGAAGAGAAGACCGACUGUUUUAAAAUUCCUGUGAAGUGUAACGAAACGGAAACAAACGGAAUUCAGCAGAGAGCUACAUCAGGUGGUGGUGUGGCCUUUAAUGCAUAUAUGGGACAGAGCAUGGAAAAUCCUGUUGCAGGGCAAGCAAUUAUAUUUUAUAAAGUUGUCACUAACAUUGGUGGACAUUACAAUAAACAAACUGGAAUCUUCACGUCACCAGACAACGGGGUUUACGUUUUCUCUUGGACUAUAUACUGCGAACCUAAUGGCUAUAUAUACACAGACUUGGUUGUUAAUUCAAGACCAUAUGGUCAAAUGCAAUGCAAGGCUGGAAUUUCGCGCAAUUCAAUCACGGGGGUAACAGUUGCUGCAAUAAAGCAAGGCGAUGUCGUGUUUGUCAGUACAGAAUGGUAUAAGGGUAGAAUAGAGAGCUUUAGCAACGUUAGAUCAUCUUUCAGUGGAUGGAAGAUAUUUUGAAUUGAUUUAUUUCAAAUGUGACCGCAUCGUAAAAAAAAAUUAAAUAUUUUCAAAG
Saccostrea cuccullata (small rock oyster) is the source of this 791-nucleotide messenger RNA. RefSeq names its product collagen alpha-1(VIII) chain-like. Bases 74 to 736 code for a protein of 220 amino acids. The transcript has 3 exons. Gene Ontology annotation, molecular function: protein binding. The record is from RefSeq and is a predicted model, not a curated record. NCBI's taxonomy places the organism in Eukaryota, Metazoa, Mollusca, Bivalvia, Ostreida, Ostreidae.